CCGCCUCCCCGCCCCGCCGCCGCCGCCAUGGCGGAGCGGAGCCGCGGCGCUCGGCGGCGGCUGCUGCUGCUGCUGCUGCUCCUGGCCGGCUCCGCCGCCAGCCCGGCGGAGGAGGGCGGCGGGCGGCGGGAGGCGGGCGGCGGGGAGCACGGCGAGGAGGCGGCGCGGCACCACGACUCCUCGUACGGCACCUUCGCCAGCGAGUUCUACGACCUGCGCUACCUCUCCGAGGAGGGUUACCCUUUCCCCACUGCUCCUCCUGUGGACCCAUUUGCAAAAAUCAGAGUGGAUGACUGUGGGAAAACCAAGGGAUGCUUCAGGUAUGGUAAACCUGGAUGCAAUGCAGAGACUUGUGACUACUUUCUAAGUUACCGUAGAAUAGGAGCUGAUGUUGAAUUUGAGUUGAGUGCCGACACAGAUGGCUGGGUGGCAGUUGGAUUUUCCUCAGACAAGAAAAUGGGAGGAGAUGAUGUCAUGGCUUGUGUUCAUGAUGAUAACGGAAGAGUCCGAAUACAGCACUUCUAUAAUGUUGGUCAGUGGGCUAAGGAAAUCCAGAGAAACCCCGCUAGAGAUGAGGAAGGGGUUUUUGAAAACAAUCGUGUAACAUGUCGAUUCAAGCGUCCUGUGUAUGUUCCCCGAGAAGAAACUAUCGUAGAUUUGCACUUGAGUUGGUACUACCUGUUUGCUUGGGGUCCAGCAAUCCAGGGUUCUAUAACUCGUCAUGAUAUAGACUCUCCACCCGUGUCAGAGCGUGUUGUCAGUAUUUACAAGUAUGAAGAUAUUUUCAUGCCUUCAGCUGCCUAUCAGACCUUCUCUUCUCCAUUCUGCUUGCUCCUCAUUGUUGCACUGACCUUCUAUUUAUUGAUGGGAACCCCAUGACCAAUGGAAAACAUCAAGAAUUUGCCAGUGGAAGUUUCUCAGGAUGGACGGCUAUAUGGAUGGACAAUGCAUUUUUCUAUUGGAAUUUAUAUCACAUCACCAUCCUCAUCUAGCUGCUUUUGAACAUAGUUAGCUUCUCAGAAGAGUGAAAUAACCAUCUCCCUUGAGUGGCAGAGUGGUGACAAAUCAUUUAAGAAUAAUCAGUGAACACAUAGGAGAAUAUUUUCAGUGUUGUGAUUACUUGCUUGAGGAACAUGAGAUUUUUGUAAAAUCAAUGUGUGUGUGUGUUUGGGAGGGGUGCCUGUAUGUGUGUUUAGGUGAAUUUAGUGAUGGACAUCUUAUCAAAUAACAAAAUUGCCUUCCAAAUUGCUACAAAAAAGCAAAUCUGCUAAAACACUGCAAUGCUGCUUGGUACUUCUACAGCAGACAGCACAACUCGAAAUGCAGUUUCUGAUCUUAAGAUCUGGAAACCAACACAGCAGUAUAAAAGCUGCUCUUCAGUAGUGGACAAUUCUCCCAAUUUUUUUUUUUUCUUUAUGUUUAUCAAGGUGUACUUGCUGUGGUACUUUCCAAAACCAAACUUGCAUACUCAAGCAUUAUGAUUUUUUUCUUUCAACAGAAAGAGUUGAUGAAUGUCUGUAUUGUGUUUCAAUAACCUUUUUGAAAGAAAUGGCUACUUCUUUUAAGAAUGAGAUAUAAAGUGAUUUAAACCAGGGCAAGGGAGAAUACAGCAAUAUAAAUUCUUCAUACAUAGGAAAACCAGGUGUAAAGCACGCAGAAUAUAAAAGUUUCCAACAAGCCAUAGGAUGUCCUCCUAAGAGAUGAAAUCAAUUUUUCUCUUUUUAUGAAAAAACAGCAAUUUUGCUGACAUGUAAAUAUAUUUUUCAGUAAUUGUGCAGUAGUAUGAAGUAAUCCCUUUUUCUGUGUUGUAUGCCACUAAAUCCUGUUCAUACUAAGGGUGACUGUGGGCAGCUGGUGUUAUCUUACAAAGAAAUAUAAGUGAAAUUACUUGUAAGGAAAGACAGGGAUUAAUAAGAACAGCAGUAUCGUUCAUUCAUCAAACCAGUGCUAAAAUACAGGCAUUGUGCAAAAAAGAUGAGCUAAAAAGGAAACUCAUUAGCUGUUUUUAACCAAUAAAUAGUAGAAGAGGAAUGCUAAAUAUUACAGAGUUGAAAAGUUCAAAAUGCAUUUAUGAGCCACAGAAUAUUAUAAAAUCUUUGAGUGGAGAAUUUCUGUUCUUCACGUAAUAGGAAGCGUAUGACACGUUUACAUGUAGCAGUCAAAUGUGCUUAGGUAAGGUUACUCAUUCACUUUCCAACUUACACUAAAAUUCUACUUAGGUAGAAUUAAAAUCUAAAUAGUGCCAAAGUUUUAUCUAAUGUGUAAACUUGAGAACUCUCUAACAUAGAAUCUGGUAAAGUAUAUGUAAUGAGACUCCUUUCUAUUCUUAUUGCUGCAUGGAGUAUAAAAUGAUUAACGAGCUUGGCUGGGUUUGCAUCAUUAUUCACAGACUGAUGUUUGUAAACUAAGUUUUUUAGGCUCAGAAUUCUUCAAAUCUAUGCUUAAGGUAUAUGAAUUAGAUUGAAGAUGAACUUAUCUUCAUAACAAACACUUUAUCCCUAUUUCAAAAGAUUGAUAAAUAUUUUAUAUUUUCAUGGAUGUCUUUAAGGAUUUUUUCAUUUAAAAUUACUGGACUAGAGUUCAGGAGAAGGAAGAGAAAUUCAGAGGUGAACUUCUAAAGUGUAUACAGUAGCUUUAUUUAGUAUAAAUUACUUCUCUCAGGUUGGUUAACUUACUCAUCAUCUGGUCAAGUAGAGACCACCUAAUAAGGCCUGCUUUGGACCACAACAGCUGUGUAAUUUAGCCUUAAGAUUGGCUGGAGCAGAUAAGCAGAAGCCUGGAUAAUAAGCUUUACAUUUAGCAAACAGGUGAAGUGAAGAAAUCAUUAGGGUAAAUUCUUUCUCCUUUGUGCUAAUUUUAGGCAGCUAAGAUAUUGCAGUUCUUAGAGCCUAAGGGUUGCUUUAGUUUAUGGCUUGUUUUUUACUGUUUCAGCCAUUUACUUGAUUACCCACUAAAGGGCUAAUUUAAUAAUUUAAAGGUACUGAACUUGGAUAGAAAUCCUGUUUGGCUCCUCUUUUCUUCUUUAAUAGAACUCUCAAUUUAAGAUAGCCUGGUUGGACCUGAGCAUGCAGGUAUGUUAUAGAUGACAAUAAUAAUACCAAGGCAAAAUUGUGUGAUAGCUGUCAAUCUGCUUUCUACAUGUAUGGAGUCAGAUGUGGUUAAAAUUCAGGAUUUGAAGCAAGAGCAAAGUAUUUUACUUUAUUUUUUUUCCUUUUGAAGAAUACUUGUUAGUGUGCUGUGGUUUUGUCAUCAUAUUUUUUCUCUUGUUGAAGUACUAGCACAAAUGUGCACUUCUGAAAAAUAUUUCACCUAAGCUCACAGUACUUAAUUAGCCUAAUAAAGUGUUUCUAAUCAAAAGGGAGGAAAUAAAAGGCCACAGGAAGCAGCAAAACAAUCUAUUAUCUGGAAUUUAAAUGGAUGGUUGACUUUAGCAUUGAGUUUAUCUAAGAGUUCCUCUUCACAGUGGGAAAACCAGGACUACAGAAUUCAAGCUGACAAAUAAAGAAGGUAUGAGUAUCUAGAAAUUGGUAGCUAGGAUGAAAUCUGAGGAGUAAAAAGUUAUAAGGGAAACAUGGUGUGUAAGUUUGUAUGGUACUUGGUAAGUCUUAACAUUUAAGUGGACAUAGUAACUUGUCACGGAAAGUAUUUUGGCUUUCACAUUUUGCCUUUGUUUUUCUUUUUAAUAUUGAAAAGCAAGAUUUCUUAUUGUUUCUUCUGUUACUUCAUAGUAACUUUGUUGCACAAAGUUACUAGGAAGUAAGUCUUCAAAGUAAUUUUUAAUUGAUUUUGGCAUUUCAAAGAUUUUUUAUUCUAUUAUUUUUUCUAAUAAGUUUUUCUACCAACACAAACUAGAAGAAAAGCCCUGCUUUGGAAAAGGAGGCAGAUAUUUUCUUCUCCAAAUGACUUUUUGGGUUUUUUUAGUGCAAUUACUACCAAACAACUGUUAAAGAAUGAAUUUCCUAAGUGCUCUAAUUUUAAGAUUUUUUUGCUGCAGAGUGACUUAAUACAAAGGCACUGAGUUUAGAGAAGGCAUAUUUAGAACAUUGUGGUGUUUGGAAAUUUGACUGUGGUUACAAAUUUGAAAGAUUUUUUUGUAUAUAUUUUUUUUUUUAAUUAUCAAAUACCUGGGUUUUUUUUAGGUAUAGGUGAAAUCUAAUUGAUUCACACACCCCCCCCCAAAAAAAAAAAAAAAACCAAAACCCAAAAAAACAUGUAUCUGAUUUGGUAAUGUCAUUGGAUAAUGGGCAAUACUGUCUUCUAGUAUUACAGUGGAAAUAUUCUGGUUUUGAAAGAGAACAUAUUGAUGAGCAAAGUUUGGACUCCCUCUGUGGCCUUGUUUGUCUUGAUGGGUUUUGCAGUACUUGGGUAGUAAGAAAAGAAACACUUUUGGCCUCCCCUAUCUGAAGAAACCCCCAGUUUGGGUUAAAUUAUGUUAAAGCUGCGUUUGACACUGACUCUCCCAAUCUUCAGCACAGGGAUUAGAGAAUGACUGGAGUGUGUCAUCAGCAUGACACCCAGGCAGUGAUCUUGAAGCUCACUUGGGGCACCAUAUCCUGGGUCUGAACCAAUAAAAGAGUCCCAUAACUGCCUCUGUGUAAUAAAAACUAUGCAGUUAUUUCUAAGUUACUGCAGUAAUUAAUAUAACUUCUAUAAGAUUAAGGGAAGGCACAGGCCUUCCUUUUUUUUAUUUUUUUUUUUUAUUUUUUUUUUGUCUUCUCCUUGCCUUACUUUCUCAUCCCUCCAAUGCAUCAGACAUUUACUGUCUAGCCUUUCAGAUCUUUUCUGGGUCCAUUGGAAGUUUGCAUGCUCCAGUACUCCAGAGCCAGAAUUAAAGUUUAUAUGCAAAUUAUGUAACUUUUAUAGCAUUUCAAUGGUAUUUUGUGACUCUGUAGUUUCAUUGGUUUGGCACACUGUUGUGUAGCAGCGAACUUCCCCUCACCCUCGUCUUGUUUUAACAUCUCCAAGUAAUUUCCCCAAAGUAAAGUAUUUGGUAAUAGACAUAACAAUAAGGAAAUAUGUAUUUCAGAAAAAUUACAAAAGGUCUAAUACUGGUUAUAUUCAGUAGUAACUAUUGUGUUAGUGUUUUAUACAAAAUAUGACUUUGCAUACAGCCUUCGAUUUAUGAUAGAAUCAGAAAUACUUUUAAAUAUUACAGUGUUUCAGUGCUUCAUGGAGCUGUGGAUAUACAUAGUUUACAUGAAUUGGUAUGAUCCUUUUUAACCCCAUGCAAUGAAACUGGCAAAGCAGUUUGCUUGAAUGCUGCACAGUGAGACAUUGGUGACUCCAAAGAGUUUGGAACAGAAGAAUGGAGAGACUGCUAGUAAAUGGACAAAUGACAAGGAAGGGCUAAUGCUUUUGGCAUUCUUUCUAUAUUUGUAUAAAUUUACAUAUGGCAGUGCCAGUCUGGCACUCUUUAUCCAAGCAAAUAUUUCUUGAUGUAGGGUUAGGAAGGAAUAGAGUAUGAUUUGAGAGAUUUUGCCUUUUAGGCAGGUCCCUAAGGGCUGAUGUGAGCAUCACAUGAUCAUGCCACAAGAUGUCCUCUGCUGUCAAGCUCCAAGGUAAGAGCUGAAGGCUUGAUCUGGCCUUCAGAGAUACAAAAACUCAACAAGACCCCAGAGGCAAUAGCAGCAGUUGGCUGCAGCAGGGAGUAUCUGCUUAGUUUGUAGAAUGGCUGGUGAACAGGUACCCUCUGCUGGCUGCAGUCCGAGUAUAAAAGAUGGGGGAUCUAAAUCUGAACAGCUUUGUACAUUAGCUCCUCUGAUUUAAAAUUUCAUUAUCAGUAUUUCUGUAGCAGUCUGUUUGGACAGCUCUCCCUCUACCUGCCAGAUAUGGAUCUAACUGGAAGAUUUUAAAGAAAAUGUCAAGUCCCUGUGUACAAAAAUUAAUAAAUAAGAAAAUAAGUUUUUUAACCAUAUACCAUCUUUUUAUAUUCUUUUUCUUAUCUAGUUAUUGAUAUGCAAUUUGUAUAUUGAGGUGUCUGAUUUUUGCAAAUACAGAAUAAGAUCUAGGUAAGCCUUCCUUUUCUAAACAUUUUUAUUAAUAUGAAAUAAUCACUUUGCUAACUUUGUUUUCUAUUUUCACAGUAGGUUUGAUAAAAUUACAUGUGCUUAAACAUGGUUAUUUAACUUACCUAAUUUGGGCUCAGAUAGUGAGGCAAAAGCAGUGCAAUUUUGAAAUGUCAGAGAGGAUGUGUGCAGCUUGUGGAGUUGAUAGGUGUGAAAAUGCAGACUUAAAAGAUAUUACUUGCUUUGAAAAUCUGUUAUGACUUGGCAAUAGCAACGAAUCUGCUGUAAAGAAAGGGACAGAUUUUUUUUUCCCUUGGAUUACUAAGUAUUUUGAGUAGAACUCAUAGACUAUUUCAGGUUGGAUGGGACGCGUAAGGAUCUUGGAGUCCAACAAACACUGUGUUCCUUACAGGACUGCCUAAAAUUAACCCAUAUGACUCAAGAGCAUCAUCCAGAUGCUCCUCAAACUUCUCUGCAGAGCCUGUUCCAGUGACUGGGCACCCUCUUAGAGAAUAACCUUUUCCUAAGGUCCCCUCAGAAUUUCCCCUGACUUGGUUCCAUAGUCAUUCAGAAUUGUUGCUUUUGGCUGCUUUCUGUGUUUCUUAGCUUAAGUAGGAAUGUUCUUCCAAACCUGUGUGAGGUUGGAAUAAGUGCUGGACUUAACAAACUGUAUCUUAGAACAGCUGCUGCUUCACAUAUGCUCGUUCUGAUCUGCAAUUAGAGGCUAAUCAGGAAUGUCCUUACACGAUGAACUUUUAUGUGGCAUUCUUAAGACAUUUUCUGUAAAGGUGUUGUACUCUUUAUGGACCAGAGCAUUACAGAAUUAGCAGUACUUUCCUGAGCUAUUUCUAUAUGAUUCUUAAAUUGAUAUUUGCAUUUUUGAAGAAUUAAUUGGAUUUUUCAGAAGUGCUGAGCAGCUGCAAAUCUGUUAUGGCUCCAAUGCUUACUCAGGGAAGCGAACAUUUUAUGGUAACUCAUGAUUUAGCUUCAUAUCUCUCUCUUAGUUUUGACGUCAUUCAGUUGGAUUUCCUAUGGUGGUGUUGGUGGAAGAUUAAAUAAAUGAAAAAUUUACUUAGGUUUUGUGCCAAGGAAUAAAAAUAUUCCUGUUGACUUUUCACAACAGUGAUCUGUAAGGUUUAGAUAAUGAAAAGUAUUCUUCACAGAAUCGAUGUUUAGGAAAUAUGAUUUAGGUGAAGGUAUUUGUGUGUGCAUGUAAAGUCUGAGAAUCAUACAAGGAUUAUCCAAGAGUCUAAAAACAAAAGGCUAAAUUCUGCUCUGGAGACAAGACAAAACACAGAAUCUUACAUGUUGCCCGAUUCCUAUCUGAUUUUGGAGAGACAGAAUUAUUGAGGAAAAAAAUAUAUAAACCUGAGAUAUUACAUAUGUGGGAAUUAUAUUUGCAGUUCUUAUACACACACCUUCUUUCUUCAGUACAAAAAUUAGCCUCACAAAAAGUAGCCUAGUAUGUCUUAGACAUAUUACAGUGUUAUUUCCACUUUUUUCCAUACAAGCUGGAAUAAAAAAAAGUUCAGUAAGUCAAAAGAAAGUUGUCAUAAAGAGUAUUAGGGUAAUAGGAAAGGAAGCACAGAAGCCACAGUUAAACCUAGGAGGGAAAAAAAAAAAUCAUUUAACUCCAGAAUAUGAUGUCUGCUUCUGAAAAACCUGACUGUACAUACAGAAAGCAAUGGGUUCUUUGUCAGUUUUCUUACCUUUGGUGAUAUGAAAUGAAUGAUGAGUAUUGAAAUACAAAUAAAUACCACAAUAGAAUUCUUAAAGCUGCAAUUAUCAUACAAAUCUUGACAAAGAGAUUUAAAGAUGAAAUUUCAAACCUAUUAACUCUUUAGAAAAUUAAAAUAGUGGGACCUUGACAUUUGUGUGUGAUGUCCCCAGCCUUUAUUUAGACAGAUAUAUUUUAUUAGCAUAUUGAGUUUGUUUAGGUUAUAACAGAUGUCUGGUAUGUCUUGGUAUUUCUGAUUUAUAUAUCCUGAGGUCUGAUUUGCUUUAACCUCUUUGCAAAUAAGCAGGCUAUCGUAACUGUGUGAACUUGUUUCGUACUACAUGAAGUGUAAUGGUUGAACCUGUCUACCUUUUGACUUUAUUCACCGUUAUCAAGACUAAUAUACAGAUAAAAGAUACAAAUAAGAAACUUGUAACUAUAGUGUUAAGUGGUGUUCUGCAUUCUCUAUGCCAGGCUUCAUUCUCUAUGCCAGUACCCAGCAGCCAUGUGAAGUCAACAAGCAUUUGGUUGGAUACAAGUGCAGAAUGGAGGUUUUGUAGUCCAGAAGAAUUUGCCAAACUUCUUUGUAUUUGUGGUCUAGUCUUUUCAGCAAAAAUUACACUGAGUGAAUAGAUAAUGAAAUUGCAGUAACCUAUGGGACUACUUUACAAUCAGUGCAUGCCCUAAAGUAUUGCUUUGUAACAUCUGUUUUAUACUAAAUGUUGGUGUUCAAGUGAGCCUUGUUAGCUAUUUGACAGUGACAGACAAUGAUAUUUAUAAAACUGUUGCAAUAAAUGCCGUUUUAGUCUAAGAAAAUGUGUGGUAUGGCAUUUAUAAAGGGGGAAAAAGUCUCCAUGAGAUUAAAGAAGUCUCUGCUGCUGCCUAUGUUAAUAAUUCAUUCCCAUGGCAUGGGCUUGAAUUUAUUAGCCUGACUAAUUCUAUUUAAGUCAGUGAGGCUGGUCACAUUAGCAAAUUAACAGUUGUGAAAAGACCACCUUUUUUUUUUUUUUUUUCACUAUGUGAAUCACAAUGAAGCUGUAAGAUGGUGUCUAUUUUAGCAAAGUAUUAACCACAUUGUCAGUUUCUAUAAGGAUGUAGAAUUUAGAAGGCUCCUGUGAUGACCUCUGUGCUGUGUUUUUGUAAUCUAUUUGAUACAAAUACGAUCAAGUUGCAAUAUUACAAAUUUGGGUGUUCUUUAACUGUCUUUACCACCCUGUUCCUUGGCCAGAAUGGCUUCUGAAGCAGCCAGAGCAGGCUUUUGGAGAAAAGAAGAAAAUGAAACUAUAUUAGAAAUUGGCAACAGAGAAGAGGAAGUGCCAUGAUACUCAGCAAGCAAAAGCAGCUGUAGAAGUCUCUCAAACAGGGAUGCUUUGAUUUGUGAGAUCUCUCAGGUCUGAGCAGGUAUUUUAGCGCCUUACUGGUGGACUGAGAAGAACAGUUGGUUCAGAACAACAAGAAAUGUACUGCUUUUACACUUGUGGUCUGUUUGUUGUGUUUGUAGUAUUAUUGCAAGCUUGUAGUUGCAGGCUGCAAGAAAGGAUGGAUCAUGUGUGUGACAGCUACUUGUGCAUUGUCCAAGCCAUCAUCAUCAGUAGAGGCAUUACAUAUACCAAAUAGAUUUAAAUUAUAUUCUGUUUGUCUUGCAGUACAUGACUACUGACAGAUUGGUGAGGAAUUUGUCACAUUUGUCACAAACCUGAUGAAUCCCAAACAUUCUUCAGAUUACUGUACAUCCACCUCUUAUUCUGUGCAUUCAGCUAUCAUGUCAGGUAACCCUGCAAGAUAGUGCUCUGAAUUUUGUCCAUCCACAACGUCCUCUGGGUGCUCUUUUGCAUGUUUUUUUCCAGUGACUGAACAUUUUUCUGUCGGUGCUAUUGACUGCUCUGCCUUAAAACCAUGCAUUUUGCUCCCCUUGUUAACUGAACAAGAUUCACAGUCUUCUGUGUGAAUCAUCCAAGUGUCACUCUGCUGAUAAUCUUGUACACUUUAACAGAGAUGUUGAACAAAGUUGUUUCUGCAAUAAAGUCAAGCUAUAAUCUCUGGGUGCAAUAAGACAUAAUGUUCCCAAGGAUUGGUCUUCAUUUUAUUUUCAUCAAUAUUUUGGAAAUGACAUUUAAUUUGGAGCCUUCUCAUCUUAGCAGUUGAGCUGCAUAAAAUAAUAUUUUUUUCACUAGCCCACAAUGCAAAGAUAUUUGCAGAUGACCUAAAAAUGCAAGGUUUAUAUCUUAAAUCAUUAACUUUUUUUUUUCUUUGCUUCUGGUACUAGUGAAACUAUAAUAGUUUACAUUGAGCAUUUUUCAUUGCUCUGAAGAUGGUAUUACUUUGUCAUUAAACUAAGGUGAAUUUAUGAAGUGAGAUUAACCUCAACUGAAUGUUCACAGAUGUUGACUAACACAGGUUAAAACAAAUAAAGUCUCUCAUGCAGGGAUAGUUAUUUUCUAAACACACAGGCCAGUGCUGACACCUUGUGGCUUUGUUUCUGACUUAUUUCAUAGCUCCAUCUGGUUAUGUUGUAAAUAAUGAUUAACUUGAAGUUGCUGGCAUUGUCUAUCUCCUCUGCUCUGUGGCUGCCUCAGUGCCCAGUAUUUUUGUAUCGUGUGUAAGACAGCUUGGAACUUUGGUCUGAGUUGACAGCAUAUUGAGUGAAAAAAGAGCUAGGGGUGUCUCUGACCUCUUGAACAGGACUUGAAGGGUGUCAGUUCAGAUCACAAAAUCAUGGGUGCUAGUGCAGAAGAAGACAGAAGUUACCAGUUUAUCUUUUACCAAUUAAUACCUGAUUUUAUACUUCCCUCUACAUAGGAAAGCACCAAAGACUGUCAGUACUUAUCACAUGUAUUUUUAGGUACCUACAUAUUUUCUCCACUGAUGUAAAAGCAUUCCUUUGCUGCCCUCUUCACCCCUGAAGAAUACAGGAAAAAUACAAUCAAAGAGACUGUUAUAGAAUUUCUGGCAGUAUAAACACCUGAGAUGUGCUAUUUAUCUUUUGUAAAAACGCCUAAAUCAAAUGUAUCAGUGCAAGUUAUACCUAAAUGGGCAUCUAAUAUAAAAUCUCUUAUUAUUUCAGAUCUUAAACAAAACCAGCUGUUAAGUUGCCAUUUGAAAUCUGCUGUGGAAUUAAGCUAUAGAGGCUGAGGUGUGUCUUGUGAAGAUCACACAUACUCCCUCAGCUGUCAAAGAGAUUUCAGAAUUCAGAGAUUGUUUUCUGAUGUUUAUGGGUCAUGUCCUUGUUCUUAAGUGAUCUUGUUGUGGUGAUACAUGAAAUAGAAAUCUUCAUUUUAUUGCAUUGUUGUUUUUUUUCUCUUUCUAAUAUAUUUAGUUGUUUAUAAUGGAUGGUGAAAAAUAUGUUUAUGGAAAGGUCUUAAACAGUAGGGACCAGAUCCUUGGCUUAUGUAAAUCAAUAUUUAUAGCUUCACUUAAAUCAAGGAGAUGACAUAAAUUUCUGUUUCUGCAGAAUAUGACUGAGUCUGUUAAGAGAAAUUAAGAAACUAGUAAGGAUAUACCUAUAAAGAUUUGAUUUGCUGUCAUCUCUGUUUAGCUAACAGGAUUAGAGCUCUCCACUCUCCCCUUGUGUAAAUCUUAAUUGACACUUGCUAAUUGAACUUUAAUGCAAUAAAGCUACUGUAAUUAGCCAUUAGAGCUUGGCUUCUGAGCUAAAGAGAAAAGUUCAGGUCAUAAUGCAUUCUUGUUACCUACUUCAGCACCCUGCCAGGAGACAGAUCUAUCUGAUCAAAGAGCUGUGAGUGACAGUAUCAGUUUAAGGUUCAAUAAAAACUUCUCAUAUG
Messenger RNA from Parus major (Great Tit), 11504 nucleotides. It is a transcript of the gene FRRS1L, whose product is annotated as ferric chelate reductase 1 like. The coding region runs from base 28 to 879 and encodes 283 amino acids. Gene Ontology annotation, biological process: regulation of glutamate receptor signaling pathway. The record is from RefSeq and is a predicted model, not a curated record. The transcript has 5 exons. NCBI's taxonomy places the organism in Eukaryota, Metazoa, Chordata, Aves, Passeriformes, Paridae.